AUCUUUGCAUGGCAGAGUUCUGUUCUGCUUUUGUUUUCACCUUUUUCUUCUUCUUUUUUCCCCUUCAGCUUUACCCUAUUUGAAUUUUUUGUUAUUUUUAUUCGCCAUGUUUAUUGCUAUUAUCGGUUCAACGUCCAGCGGCAAGGAGGAGGUUGCUAGCUAUCUCAUCCGCACAAUGGGAUUCACUCGCCUGCACAUAUCCAACACCAAUGCUGUCACAACGCAGGGUGAUCUGGCAUUCCAAUCCACAAAGAGCAUUCUCGAAUACGUGACGCCACGCUGGCGGACCAACUUUGUCACCACUGACGUGACCAGCCCGGUCAACCUAUAUCUCCUGUGGAAGCGGCCAUUUGUUCUUGUUGUCGGCAUCGACGCGCCCACGGGCACACGCUACAGCCGGCAUUGCGCAAAGCGAAUCGCACACCAUGAGGAGCCAAUAACUUUGGAGAAGUUUGUUGAACUGGACGACAGGACCAUGUACGCGUGCGAGGAUCCGCCCAGGGGAGCGCAGGCUGUGAGUGAUUUGGCAAAGGAACUGGACAUCGGCAUAUGCCUGGCGGCCGACGCCGAGCCGCAGCCAUUGCUGUCGUCGAUUAUUCGCAAUGCGUCGGCCGCCCACGAACUUAACCUCAAGCGCGUGCUGGCCAGCGCCAACGUAUCCAUUGCCAACACAUUUGAUACGCUGGCCGGUCUCUACGCGUACCUCGAGCACAUUGACCUGACUAAUCCUGAGCGCAUCCGACCGUCGUGGGACACAUAUUUUAUGCUUCUUUCGGAGCUGGCAUCGCACAGGGCCAAUUGCAUGAAGCGCAAGGUCGGGUGUAUCCUGGUCAAGGACAACCAGAUCAUUGCGACAGGAUACAAUGGCACGCCCAAGGGAAUCACAAAUUGCAAUGAGGGCGGCUGCCCCCGGUGCAACGACGGCACGCCGUGCGGUGUGUCGCUGGACCACUGCCUGUGCAUCCAUGCAGAGGAGAAUGCCUUGCUGGAGGCUGGCAGGGGACGGGUGCGCAAUGCUGUUGAUGUGGUGCUGUACUGCAAUACGUGUCCCUGCCUGGGGUGCGCAAAGAAGAUCGUCCAGGUUGGCGUUAAGGUCGUUGUCUACUCGAAGGGGUAUGGCAUGGAUGAGCUGACGCUCAAGCUGUUCAAAGAGGCCAAGAUCGUCGUUCGCCAGCAUACGCCGCCAACCAUCAGCAUGGAGAUCGGCUCGCCAUGAAGAGUAAAACGCAGCAAUGUACAAUUCACUUUUAUUUGCACACACAUAGAUAAAUGCACUCGGAUUAAAUCAUUUUUGGUAACCCACUAGGGUUUAUUAAUGUUUAGCGAUAAUUGAAUUUAAAGGACACGACAGCAUCGGGCAGCAUGCGCUCCUUGCACCAGUCGACCGCCUCGUCGCUGACCCUCCGGCAUUGAAUAAAGCUCAGCUCAGUCAGCGUAAACAUG
Messenger RNA from Kickxella alabastrina, 1443 nucleotides. RefSeq names its product cytidine deaminase-like protein. The record is from RefSeq and is a predicted model, not a curated record. Bases 107 to 1216 code for a protein of 369 amino acids. The transcript has 2 exons. NCBI's taxonomy places the organism in Eukaryota, Fungi, Kickxellomycota, Kickxellomycetes, Kickxellales, Kickxellaceae. Gene Ontology annotation, molecular function: zinc ion binding; hydrolase activity.